CGCUGACGGGAGGAAGAAAAGUCGAGUGGUUUCUAGGCUCCUGCAAGAGUCGAAGCAGUAGCAGCAGCAGCAGCAGCAGCAGCAGCUGGUGGAUGAAGAGGAUACCAAUAUGAGUUCUCUGGGACAACUGAGAAUAACCAGCAAUUUGAAAAUGAAAGUAAAUUGAGUCUUCAGAAAAGCACACAAUUCUUCUCUUUCCCCAGCUGGUGAGAGAAAAAGGGGAGGAAAUUUGAAGAGAUUUCAAAUUGGAAAAAGUAGAUUAUGCAGAAUUCAACACCAGAUUCCAUGAAAAGGUCAAAGGAGAUUUAUUUUUUCCAAUUAGAAAAAGAAGGAAAUAUCUAGAAGUGACUGAGGAGGAAACAGACAAUUGGAUAGCCACAAAAGGUAGACAGUAAUGCAAGUCUCUAGACAGUAAUGGAGGCCUUGCCCAGUGAGGAAGAAAACAGUAGCUUGAAUAAAAGCUCCAUGCAACAAGAGAUCACACAUAUUUUUGACCUCUUCAAGAACCUCAGUGGCAGAAAAACUCUAUAGAUGGGCCUAUUGUAGGAAAACCUCACAUAGCAAAUAACAUAUUAUGCAUAAGAGGAUCCACUCUGGAGGAAAGCCAUACAAAUUACUUGUGGUUCAUUGAAGGACCGACACAGGAGAGAAGCCCUAUAACUACCAAUGCAGUAAAAGCUUUUACAAGCAGGGCAACUUGGUGAUAUAUCAGAGGACUCACAUAAGAGGAAAACUCUUAGAAUGUGCUGAUUGGAAAAAAAUCAGUCAGAAUUGGAACCUAAUGGAAUAUUACGGGAUGCACACAGGAAAGAAUUCAAAUAACUGUACUGAUUGUGGUAAAAGUUUCAUUACAAAUUCCCAGCUGGUGAUACACCAGAAGAUGCACACAGGAGAGAAAGCAUUUGAAUGUCCUGAUUGUGGGAUAGGUUUCAGUCAUAAUUCAAGCCUGGUGAUUCAUCAGAGGACUCACACAGGAGAGAAACCCUUUGAGUGCUCUGAUUGUGGCAAACAUUUCAGUCGAAAUUUCACUUUAGUUCAACAUCAGAGGACUCACACAGGAGACAAACCCUUUGAAUGUUCUGAUUGUGGGAAAGGUUUUAGUCAGAAUUCCAACCUGGUGGAACACCAGAGGACUCACACAGGAGAAAAACCGUUUGAAUGUCCUGAUUGUGGGAAAAGUUUCAGUCAUAAUUCAAGCCUGGUGACUCAUCAGAGGAUUCACACAGGAGAGAAACCCUUUGAAUGUCCUGAUUGUGGGAAACAUUUCAGUCAGAAUUCCCAUUUGGUUAAACACCAGAGGACUCACACAGGAGAGAAACCCUUUGAAUGUCCUCUUUGUGGGAAAGGUUUCAAUCAGAAUUCCAGGCUGGUGGAACACCAGAGGACUCACACAGGAGAAAAGCCCUUUGAAUGUCCUGAUUGUGUGAAAUGUUUCAGUCAUAAUUCAAGCCUGGUGAUUCAUCAGAGGACUCACACAGGAGAGAAACCCUUUGAAUGUUCUGAUUGUGGCAAACGUUUCAUUCUGAAUUCCCAUUUGGUUAAACACCAGAGGACUCACACAGGAGAAAAACCCUUUGAAUGUUCUGAUUGUGGCAAACAUUUCAGUGAAAAGUUCGCUUUAGUUCAACACCAGAGGACUCACACAGGAGAAAAACCGUUUGAAUGUCCUGAUUGUGGGAAAAGUUUCAGUCAUAAUUCAAGCCUGGUGACUCAUCAGAGGACUCACACAGGAGAGAAACCCUUUGAAUGUUCUGAUUGUGGCAAACAUUUCAGUCGAAAUUCCACUUUAGUUCAACACCAAAGGACUCACACAGGAGAAAAACCAUUUGAAUGUCCUGAUUGUGGGAAAGGUUUCAUUUAUAAGUCAAGCCUGGUGAUUCAUCAAAGGACUCACACAGGAGAAAAGCCAUUUGAAUGUCCUGAAUGUGGGAUAGGUUUCAGUCAUAAUUCAAGCCUGGUGGACCACCAGAGGACUCACACAGGAGAGAAACCCUUUGAAUGUUCUGAUUGUGGCAAACGUUUCCGUUGCAAUUCCGCUUUGUUUCAACACCAGAAGACUCACACAGGAGAGAAACCCUUUGAAUGUUCUGAUUGUGGCAAACGUUUCAGUCUGAAUUACAAUUUGGUUAGCCACCAGAGGACUCACACAGGAGAGAAAGCCUUUGAAUGUUCUAAUUGUGAUAAACGUUUCAGUCGGAAUUAUUCCCUGGUGAUUCAUCAGAGGACUCACACAGGAGAGAAACCCUAUGAAUGUCCUAUCUGUGGGAAAGGUUUCAAUCAGAAUUCCAGGCUGGUGAAACACCAGAGGAGUCACACAGGAGAAAAACACUUUGAAUGUCCUGUUUGUGGGAAAAAAUUCAGUGAGAAGUCCAAACUGAUGAAACACCAGAGGACUUACACGAGAGAAACAAUGACAGAGUUGUCAGGUUCCCCGGGAAUCUUUAAGGAGAAACUGGACAGCCAUUUAUCCAGAAUGUGGUACGUAUAUUACAGGAUGCACACAGGAAAGAAAUCAUAUAAUUGUGCUGAUUGUGGAAAAAGUUUCAUUACAAAUUCCCAGCUGGUGAUACACCAGAGGACUCACACAGGAGAGAAACUGUUUGAAUGUCCUGAUUGUGGGAAAAGUUUCAGUCAUAAUUCAAGCCUGGUGACUCAUCAGAGGACUCACACAGGAGAGAAACCCUUUGAAUGUUCUGAUUGUGGCAAACGUUUCAGUCGAAAUUUCACCUUGGUUCAACACCAGAGGACACACACGGGAGAAAAACCGUUUGAAUGCCCUGACUGUGGGAUAGGUUUCAGUCAUAAUUCAAGCCUGGUGGUUCAUCAGAGGACUCACACAGGAGAGAAACCCUUUGAAUGUUCCGAUUGUGGCAAACGUUUCCGUUGCAACUCUGCUUUGGUUCAACACCAGAGGACUCAGCAAGGAGAAAAAUCGUUUGAAUGUCCUGAUUGUGGGAAAGGUUUCAUUUAUAAGUCAAGCCUGGUGAUUCAUCAAAGGACUCACACAGGAGAGAAACCCUUUGAAUGUCCUAUCUGUGGGAAAAGUUUCAGUAAGAAUUCCAAUUUGGUUAGCCACCAGAGGACCCACACAGGAGACAAAGCCUUUGAAUGUCCUGAUUGUGGUAAACGUUUUAGUCGGAAUUAUGACCUGGUGAUUCAUCAGAGGACUCACACAGGAGAGAAACCCUAUGAAUGUCCUCUUUGUGGGAAAGGUUUCAAUCAGAAUUCCAGGUUGGUGGAACACCAGAGGAUUCACACAGGAGAAAAACCCUUUGAAUGUCCUGAUUGUGGGAAACGUUUCAGUCAGAAUUAUUGCCUGGUGAACCACCAGAGGAUUCACACAGGAGAGAAACCCUAUGAAUGUCCUGAUUGUGGGAAACGUUUCAGUCAGAAUUCCAGCCUUGUGAUACACCAGAGGACUCACACAGGAGAGAAACCCUUUGAAUGUCCUGUUUGUGGGAAAUUAUUCAGUCAGAAUUGCACCCUGGUGAAACACCAGAGGACACACACAGGAGAGAAACCAUUUGAAUGUCCAGAUUGUGGGAAACGUUUCAGUCAGAAUUAUGACCUGGUGAACCACCAGAGGACUCACACACGAGAAAAACCCUUUGAAUGUCCUGUUUGUGGGAAAAGUUUCAGUAUGUAUUCCCAUCUGUUGGAACACCAGAGGACUCACACAGGAGAGAAACCCUUUGAAUGUCCCGGUUGUGGGAAAGGUUUCAGUCGUAAUUCCAGCUUGGUGGACCACCAGAGGACUCACACAGGUGAGAAACCCUUUGAAUGUUCUGAUUGUGGCAAACGUUUCAGUCGAAAUUUCACCUUGAUUCAACACCAGAGGACACACACAGGAGAAAAACCGUUUGAAUGCCCUGAGUGUGGGAUAGGCUUCAGUCAUAAUUCAAGCCUGGUGAUUCAUCAGAGGACUCACACAGGAGAGAAACCCUUUGAAUGUUCUGAUUGUGGCAAACGUUUCCGUUGCAAUUCUGCUUUGGUUCAACACCAGAGGACUCAGCAAGGGGAAAAAUCAUUUGAAUGUCCUGAUUGUGGGAAAGGUUUCAUUUAUAAGUCAAGACUGGUGAUUCAUCAAAGGACUCACACAGGAGAGAAACCCUUUGAAUGUCCUAUCUGUGGGAAAAGUUUCAGUAAGAAUUCCAAUUUGGUUAGCCACCAGAGGACUCACACAUGA
Messenger RNA from Thamnophis elegans (Western terrestrial garter snake), 4186 nucleotides. RefSeq names its product zinc finger protein 850-like. The coding region runs from base 782 to 4186 and encodes 1134 amino acids. The transcript is spliced from 4 exons. NCBI's taxonomy places the organism in Eukaryota, Metazoa, Chordata, Lepidosauria, Squamata, Natricidae. Gene Ontology annotation, molecular function: RNA polymerase II cis-regulatory region sequence-specific DNA binding; DNA-binding transcription factor activity, RNA polymerase II-specific. The record is from RefSeq and is a predicted model, not a curated record. Gene Ontology annotation, biological process: regulation of transcription by RNA polymerase II.